AUGGCCGGUUUGUCGAGGUGAAUUGUGGGAUAGAAAGUCACAGACAUGGCGUCUCGUGCGCUUGCGAGCUGUGUGCGCUCGGUCGCUCGCGCCGCUGCAAGGUUAAAUCACGGCAGCGCGCCCCUCGUCUCCAGACAGCGACCUCUCUCAGUCCUGUCGUGCAGCCAGCGGACGAGGUGGACUCAGCCGGUGCGGAUUUCAGGCCCGUCUGUUCUUCAGCGUCGGCACUACGGGGAUCUUCCACCCCUCACUUUAGGGAGCAUCGAAGACCGUGUCAUGUACGUCCUCAAACUGUAUGACAAGAUCAAUCCAGAGAAGUUGCAAACAGUGUCUCACUUCAUGAAAGAUCUGGGGCUGGACAGUUUGGACCAGGUGGAGAUUAUAAUGGCUAUGGAAGAUGAGUUUGGAUUUGAGAUCCCAGAUGCAGAGGCAGAGAAGCUUAUGACUCCUGCGGAGAUCGUACAGUUCAUUGCAGAUAAAAAAGACGUGCAUGAAUAGAGGUACGGAGGAUCGACUCUGUAGUAAACGAUAUGGAUGUGGAUCGGCUGCAUCCACACGGUGUCCGGUUUCUGUCAUACCAUUUUCUCCUGUCUCUUGCUUAUGGAGUCAACUGCCUUGUUGUGUACUGUUGUAUUUAAUGAAAGUGUCACUAUAAAGUCUUGGGAACUCGAGCUGAAAAUAAAGCCAAGACUAAAUGUAA
This is a messenger RNA of Puntigrus tetrazona (Sumatra barb), 700 nucleotides long. It is a transcript of the gene ndufab1b, whose product is annotated as NADH:ubiquinone oxidoreductase subunit AB1b. The coding region runs from base 46 to 498 and encodes 150 amino acids. Gene Ontology annotation, cellular component: mitochondrion. The transcript is spliced from 5 exons. Lineage: Eukaryota; Metazoa; Chordata; Actinopteri; Cypriniformes; Cyprinidae. The record is from RefSeq and is a predicted model, not a curated record. Gene Ontology annotation, molecular function: acyl carrier activity; acyl binding. Gene Ontology annotation, biological process: fatty acid biosynthetic process.